This is a messenger RNA of Suillus bovinus, 786 nucleotides long. RefSeq lists its product as uncharacterized. The coding region runs from base 1 to 786 and encodes 261 amino acids. The record is from RefSeq and is a predicted model, not a curated record. Lineage: Eukaryota; Fungi; Basidiomycota; Agaricomycetes; Boletales; Suillaceae. The transcript is spliced from 6 exons.
AUGUGCAUGCCCAAAGGUGCUCCGAGUCAGAGACGCCCAAGUGGUGCCCCUGUUAUGUUGAACUAUCCACAAAUGAGCACAGAGCAUGCACAACAAGACAUAACAGCCAAAUCUGGGGCACAUCACAACCCAGUCAUGGCCCCACCAGCCAGUCAGAUAUUCUGUGCUGAGAGCAAUCCAUUGCAAGAAUUUUCAUCACACUCAGGGAUGGUCGAACCUCAAGGUGAUACUCUACACAAUAGUUUUCAACAGCUGUAUCCAGUGCCUGGUAACCAUAACCAACAAAUAGCAGCACAGAUGAGCUUCCAGCAAAGCAGUCUUUUGCCAAUGGACCAUGGGUAUGAUAAUGGCUCGAGUCUUCAUACAACAAUUGCUCAGCUCAUUGCAGAGAACCAGCAGCUGUCCAACAUGACUGAUGAGUUGUUUGUGACAAAAAAAAUACUCACAGAGCAGCUAAGGGUGACAAAGGAUGUUGUCGAAAGUCUGAAACCUAUCAUCUAUUCACUUUUUGCUGACUUUUGUGGAAUCAACUCUGCUCUGAGCUGUGGGAAGUGUGCUGAGUUACUGUGCACUGUCAAGCCUCUUGAAAAUAGAGAAGCACUUAGGAAGGUUGAUGGCAAUGAAAUCUGGCAUCCGAAUGGGAUGGGGAAGAUUGAUAAUGACAUUAAUGCACAAUUUCAUAAUCUGAAAUUGAGGAUGUUGGAUUUGAGCUUUUUCAAUAACAAUACCUAUGACAAGGGAAGUAUUACAGGAUACAGAGUUUUACAGUCUAGUCUUGAGGCCUAG